Messenger RNA from Vicia faba (fava bean), 711 nucleotides. Lineage: Eukaryota; Viridiplantae; Streptophyta; Magnoliopsida; Fabales; Fabaceae. The record is from the annotation of a GenBank genome assembly.
AUGCUAGCAGGUAAUGGUAUUCUAAACUCUCUCUUAAUUUCUUUGGGGUACUCUCAAUCACAAGCUGAUUACUCCCUGUAUGUAAAAUCUGAUCACCAUAGUUUUAUUGCACUAUUAGUUUAUGUAGAUUAUAUAGUGUUGGCAGGGAAUUCUAUGCAAGUAAUAAAGCUUGUCAAGCAACUCCUGGAUGAAACCUUUAGAAUAAAGGACCUUGGUAAGUUGAGAUUUUUUCUAGGUUUUGAUAUUGCCAGGUCUGCUACAGGCAUCUUCAUGAAUCAAAGGAAAUAUACCCUGGAACUUCUUGAAAACACAGACUUUCUUGCAACCAAGCCCUCAUAUGUUCCCUUUGGUCCCACAUUCAAGCUUUCCCUCACUGAUGGCAAGCCUUUUGAAGAUCCUUCAGCAUACAGGAGACUUAUUGGCAGGUUGAUUUACCUAACUAAUACUAGGCCUGACAUAUCUUAUGAUGUGCAACAUCUAAGUCAAUUUGUGUCCAACCUAUUAGUACAUCACUAUCAGGUUGCUAUAAGGAUCCUAAGGUACUUGAAAUCCUUUUCUGUCAGAGGUAUCUUACUUUCAUCCACCCGUUCUUUGAAACUUUAUGGAUUUACUGAUUCUGACUGGGCAAGAUGCCCUGAUACAAGGAAAUCGACUACUGAAUAUUGUGUGAUCCUUGGAUCAUCUCUUUUAUGCUGGAAGUCAAAGAAAUAG